AUGCAGUACCAGCCCCCGGUCUCGUCGCGGCCGCCGGCCGGCCGUCCGUUUGAGCUGCGUGCGCGUGUGCCGGACAGCUUUGCGCAUAAUGUGACGCCCCUGACGCCGGUCCACUUUCUGCUGCGCGCGGCGCUUGUGCGGCCGGACAAGCUGGCGGUGGUGCACCCCGAGCAGCAUUACCAGUUUACCUACGCCGAGUGGGCUGCGCGCGUGCUGAGCCUCGCGCUCGCGCUGCAGAGCCUCCCGGGCUGGGGCCAGGGCGAGCGCGUGGCGGUCAUCAGCCCCAACGUGCCGCUCAUUGCCGACGCGCACUACGGCGUGCUGGCCGCGGGCGGCAUCAUCACUCCGCUCAACUAUCGCAACACGCCCGCCGAGAUCGAGUACAUUCUCCAGCACGCAGGCGUGCGCGCCGUGCUCGUCGACCACCAGGUGGCGCACCUCGUGCCCAAGUCGCUGCCCGCGUACGUUACCGUGGUCGUGUCGAAGGACUCGGGCGGCCAGGAUCCCGAGGACGCGUACGAGGCCUUCCUCAUGCGGGGCUACGAGCGCUGGCAGGCGCUGCAGCGCGUGCCGGGCGCGCCGCGCGACUGGGGCCUGCUCGAGCAGGCCGCCGACGAGCUCGCGACGUGCGCCCUCUGCUAUACGUCCGGCACGACGGGGCGCCCCAAGGGCGUCGAGACGACGUUCCGCGGCUCGUACCUCGCCGCGCUCGGCAACGCAAUCGAGUCGGAGCUGAACGGCGACUCGGUCUACCUGUGGGUCCUGCCCAUGUUCCACUGCUGUGGCUGGACCUUUCCGUGGGCGGUCACGGCGACGAUGGGCACGCACCACAUGCUGCGCCAGGUCGACUACGACAAGAUCUGGGACGCCCUGGUGAACGGCGGCGUGACGCACUACUCUGGCGCGCCCACCGUGCAGCUCGGCGUGGUCAACUCGGACAAGGCGCAGCGCCUGCCGCGCGCGGUGAAGGUGUCGGUCGCGGCCAGCGCGCCGACCGCGCACCUGCUCGGCAAGAUGGAGGGGCUCCAUCUGCUGCCCGUGCACGUGUAUGGCCUCACGGAAACCUACGGCCCGAGCAACCGGCGCCUUUGCGAGCCGACGUGGCGCGCACUGGACCUCGACACGCGCUCGCGCCUGCAGGCGCGCCAGGGGCACGCGAUGGUCACGAGCGACGAGACGCGCGUCGUGCGCCGCACCGAGGACGGCGCGCCGAGUGCCGUCCUCGAGGACGUGCGCCGCGACGGCAAGGAUGUCGGCGAGAUUAUCAUGCGCGGCAACCUCGUGAUGAAGGGCUACUACCGCGACCCUGCGGCGACCGCCGAGGCGACGCGCGGCGGCUGGUUCCACACCGGUGACCUCGCCGUGCGCCACCCCGGCGGCGAGGUCCAGAUCCUGGACCGCGGCAAGGACAUUAUCAUCUCGGGCGGCGAAAACAUCUCCUCGGUGAUGGUCGAGCAGGAGCUCGCGUCGCACCCGUGGGUCGCCGAGACGGCCGUCAUUGCGCGCCCGCACCCAAAAUGGAGCGAGGCUGCCCACGCAUUUGUGCUCCUGAGCCGCCAGGGACAAGACGCCCUCCACGGCCUCGGCGCGGACGAGGCCGAGAAGAAGCUCACCGCCACGCUCCAGGAGCACUGCCGCAAGUACAUGAGCGGAUUUGCGGUGCCCAAGUGGUUCGCCGUCGUCGACGAGCUCCCCAAGACUAGCACAGGCAAAAUCCAGAAGCGCACGCUCCGCGACCGCUUCGCCAAGCUCUAG
Molecule: messenger RNA, 1755 nt
Organism: Malassezia japonica
Lineage: Eukaryota; Fungi; Basidiomycota; Malasseziomycetes; Malasseziales; Malasseziaceae
Product: cellulase
Exons: 4
Coding region: 1-1755 (584 amino acids)
Source: RefSeq, a predicted model, not a curated record